Molecule: messenger RNA, 879 nt
Organism: Plasmodium knowlesi strain H
Lineage: Eukaryota; Apicomplexa; Aconoidasida; Haemosporida; Plasmodiidae
Product: ubiquinol-cytochrome-c reductase complex assembly factor 1, putative
Exons: 6
Coding region: 1-879 (292 amino acids)
Biological process (GO): mitochondrial respiratory chain complex III assembly
Cellular component (GO): mitochondrion
Source: RefSeq, a predicted model, not a curated record
AUGUGGAACAAAGGUAGAUUAUUACUGCUGAACAGAGGAUACAUAACUUUUCGACAUUUUACGAGCCAAGUGAAAGUAUAUGACAACCUGAAAAUUAUCGAAAGCAAAAGUUUGUAUGAAGACAAAAAUACGAAAAUUAGUAUUCGGGAGUCGUCGAAAUAUGCCAUCCCUAUACCACAGUGCGAUCGUUCCUUAAUCAGCUCCGUUAUAUAUAAGGUUUUCCUAAAGCAUACUGAAUAUGGAGAAUGUGCAUGGAGACUAAUCCACCUAAUUAUGGAAAGGCUGGAAAAUGAAGAGAUCCUGAAGAUGUUUCGGAUUGAGGAAUCCUUUAAUAUGAAGAUGUAUUUUUACAUUUUACAUUUAUGGCUAAUUAACAAGAGAUUAAGACAUGAGCAGUACCAGGGCGAGAUAAUUAACACAUACAUUUUUGACAUUACGUGGAGAAUUGUGCGUGACUGGAUGCUUUUGAAGGAUGUCCCCGAGUAUUGUUUCAACACGGAGCUUUUGAAUUGCCAGGAGUACGCCUUCGGGUUCCUGGUGUCCUUAGACCAGGCCGCCACUAGCGUGGACAUUUUUCCUUCCCUCCUAAAGGAUAUAUUGUGGGAGCAUCUUUAUGAAAAAAAAGUGAAGAAAAGCGGAAACAUAGUUACAGAGUUGAGUAAAUAUAGCGUUCUUCAAAUGAGGCACAUUUUUAAUCUAUCAAGUGAUCAUUUUCUGCAGGCAUACUUUAUCUGGGCUGAUUUUUAUAACCAGAAAAAAUCCAAUCGCCGUUUGCCCGCCCUGUGUCAACAGAUAUCUUAUGGAGGUUACCGUCCAAAGGACAAAAAUAAAUAUCUCCCCUACGAUGAUGGAAAGAAGCUAUUACCAAGAACUUACUAG